AUGGAUAAACUUCUAGUCCUGUUUUUGCUUUCCCUUCCAACAGCAGCUCCAAAAGGCUCUCAUUCUUUGUGGUUGCUUGCAACCUACCUGAGGGGACAAAUGCCUUUUCCUCAAUUUAGUUACACAUUGAUGUUGGAUGAUGUCAGAGUUCUGUAUUAUAACGGUGAGACAAGGACCUUCAUUCGAAGAGGAAACACAGCACCCGAAAAUCAUGUGUUUGAUUCUAAUGUUCUCCUCACCAUCAGUGACUACAUAGAAUCAUCUUUUCAGAGCAAAUGGGCAGUAGCGACAAACACCCUGAAUAAAACUGAGGGUGCUCUUGUGUUGCAAAGACUGGUUUUGUGUGAGAUGAAGGAUAAUGGCGAACCGGGACAAAUGAUCACGCGGGACGCCUUCGAAGGAUUCACCACAGAUGAGCUGCGAUAUAUAGACAAGAAUUUUACAUACCAGGGUUCUUUAAAUGUCACCGCUCAGGUGCUGAAAAUCCAUCUUGAGAUCUCUAUGUGGCGUCAUAAACAUUUAUAUCUCCCAACCUGCCUAAAAACUCUCAAGGGUUACACUGAAACAAGGAAAAAUCAAAUAAAUAGAAAAGUGAAGCCCAAAAUCAGGCUUUUUCAGAAAGAACUGUCUUUUGGUUCCCAAGUAAGUUGCCUGGCAACAGGAUUUUACCCUCGACACAUCAGUCUGACCAUGCUCAGAGACGGGCAGCCUGUAUCUGAUCAUGAGAUCACCGGAGGAGAUCUUCUGCCCAAUGAUGACGGGACGUACCAGAUGAGGAAGAUUCUGAGGAUCAGUGCAGAAGAACAGAGAAGGAAACACAAAUACACCUGCACUGCCACACAUCUCAGUCUGAACAACAAACUGGACAUCACUUUAGAGUAUGAUCAUGGGACACCGGUAAAGUCAAUGAUUUUCUCAGUUGUAACGGCUUUGGCUUUGGUGUUGAUUUUGGGGGCUGUUGCUGCUGUAAUUCUAUAUAGAGAAGGUGAAAGACAGAAUCUGAAGAAAGUGUGGACACAAGUCUGUCAUUUUGAUGGCGUUAAGCUACAGAAAUCAAGUGAAGAGACAUCUUUAAACAAUGUUCAGUAAUAAAUCGUUGCAAGUUGUUUCAGUUCAAAUAAAAAAUGAUAGAAAUGCAUUAAGCAAACAAAUAUGCAGCGAUGGACUAUGUAUAGCAAUAUAACCUUCAGACAAUAUUGACACAGUUUUUUUACUUAGUAAACACUUGCAAGUGACU
Molecule: messenger RNA, 1237 nt
Organism: Triplophysa rosa
Lineage: Eukaryota; Metazoa; Chordata; Actinopteri; Cypriniformes; Nemacheilidae
Product: hereditary hemochromatosis protein homolog
Exons: 6
Coding region: 1-1089 (362 amino acids)
Biological process (GO): immune response
Cellular component (GO): external side of plasma membrane
Source: RefSeq, a predicted model, not a curated record